Molecule: messenger RNA, 2201 nt
Organism: Sceloporus undulatus (fence lizard)
Lineage: Eukaryota; Metazoa; Chordata; Lepidosauria; Squamata; Phrynosomatidae
Gene: CACNG5
Product: calcium voltage-gated channel auxiliary subunit gamma 5
Exons: 6
Coding region: 51-890 (279 amino acids)
Biological process (GO): neurotransmitter receptor transport, postsynaptic endosome to lysosome; positive regulation of synaptic transmission, glutamatergic; neurotransmitter receptor internalization
Cellular component (GO): AMPA glutamate receptor complex; postsynaptic density membrane
Molecular function (GO): voltage-gated calcium channel activity; channel regulator activity
Source: RefSeq, a predicted model, not a curated record
GGAAAAGGAGGAGGAAGAGGAGUUCUCUUCUGUUCUCUUACUGGACCCUGAUGCUUUUGGGAAUGAGCACUUGUGGCAGGAAGGCCCUGACUCUGCUCAGCAGUGUGUUUGCUGUCUGUGGAUUGGGGCUGCUGGGAAUUGCUGUGAGCACUGACUACUGGUUGUACCUAGAAGAAGGGAUCAUCUUGCCCCAAAACCAGAGCACAGAAGUCAAGAUGUCUCUGCAUUCUGGCCUCUGGAGAGUUUGCUUUUUGGCUGGUGAAGAACGCGGAAGAUGUUUCACCAUUGAGUAUGUCAUGCCAAUGAAUGUCCAGAUGACAUCUGAAUCAACAGUCAAUGUUUUAAAGAUGAUUCGUUCUGCCACCCCAUUCCCACUAGUCAGCCUCUUUUUCAUGUUUAUUGGAUUCAUUCUGAGCAACAUUGGACAUAUUAGGCCCCACAGAACCAUCCUGGCAUUUGUGUCUGGAAUCUUCUUCAUUUUGUCUGGAUUAUCUCUGGUUGUGGGCCUUGUCUUGUACAUCUCCAGUAUCAAUGAUGAGAUGCUCAACAGAACCAAGGACUCUGAGACUUAUUUCACGUAUAAAUAUGGAUGGUCCUUUGCUUUUUCUGCUAUCUCUUUCCUCCUGACAGAGAGUGCAGGUGUCAUGUCUGUCUACCUAUUCAUGAAGAGAUACACUGCUGAAGAGAUGUACAGGCCUCAUCCUGGCUUCUACCGCCCACGGCUCAGCAACUGCUCUGACUACUCCGGCCAGUUCCUCCACCCAGAUGCUUGGGUCCGUGGACGCAGUCCUUCAGACAUCUCAAGUGAUGCUUCCCUCCAAAUGAACAGUAAUUACCCUGCUCUGCUGAAAUGUCCUGAUUAUGACCAGAUGUCUUCCUCUCCUUGUUGAAGGACAAGAGACAACCUUACCGUUUAGGAAUGAAAAAUCGGCAGAGACCGUUAGGUCCUGAAUUUGUACUUUUUGUUAAAACAACCACUUGUAUAGGACAGCCCCUCUCUGUUUAUACAUUUAGUGAAUGAUAUUAUUACCUAGAGAUGUGGGGGAAGGGAUGGUAUUCUCCUAACAGUGCACACAUGCAGAUCUGGUAAAAGACUGAGCAUUUUGAUCCUGCAGCUGGUCCGUACACCCAGAUCUCUUGGAGGGAGAGAGAGAUAGUGGGUAUGGAAGAGAGACAGGAUCAUUCCCAAUGAAAGCUUGAAAACAGAAAGACACUAGUAGCAGGAACCAAAUAAGUAUCCUGUGAUAGGCAACAAAGGUUUGUGGAUUAGUAUCCUUUUAAUGUAAAACAUAUUACUAGAAUGAGUAGAUAUAAAUUCCUAGUGCAUAACCUUUAGAAAACUGCAGGUUGAAUCAUUUAAUGCCAUUUGUUUUUAAUGAAUUUUUGGUUACCACAUUUCAAGCCAAUAUGUCUUCGUUGAACAGCACAAUCUUGUACAUGUCUACUUAGAUGUAAAUCCCAUUGCAUUCAGUGGAAUUUACUGUCAGUUCAGUGGGUAUGGGAUUGCAAUGUAAGAAUACUUCCUCUCAUCUAUAUUGCAUUAUCAAAUAAGUCUGGGGUUUGCACUGGGAAGCAGACAAUUAACUCUCCCCAAUAAUCACUUUCCAGCCUGAUUCUGCUAGGCCUCCUUCCAAUUUGGCAGUUUUGCAAUUAGGUCAAACCUUCUGGCACUGCAAGUGCAAUUUCUUGAAAUAAAGUGCCUGGUGCUCUGCUUGUAUAAAUUAUUUUUCUCUCUCCUGAUAUCACAUUCAAAAUAAUAUAGAUUUGAUACUAUAAAAAUGAGUUAAAAUCCAUUUUGCUCAUGUCAUGUAGACCAACAUCUCAAUUGCCCCAUUCAUAUCUGACUGAGCAGAGUUUAUGAUCAUUUAUAUCCCUCCAAAAUCAAGCCCAAAUUCUGUGGCAUGACUUUUUGUUAAUUUUAUGGUUUCCCUUCUUUUGGACAAUUUACUUUCUGACAGAACUGCUUGUGUUGUUCAAUUUCUAACCCAGAGGAUUGAGUAGUCAUGUAGCAUUCAGCUCUUCUCUUUGUAAGUAAAGUAUGCAGAAAAGAAAGGCUCAUAUUUAUGUUGUAUCAUGUGUAUAUAAUAACCUGUUUGAAGAAUAACUAGAUUGUUAAGAGAAAUGCAUUCUGUGUAUGUAUUUGUAUCCCUAUCUACAGUAUCUAUCUAUCUAUCUAUCUAUCUAUCUAUCUAUCUAUCUAU